This is a messenger RNA of Phalacrocorax carbo (great cormorant), 1239 nucleotides long. The record is from RefSeq and is a predicted model, not a curated record. Lineage: Eukaryota; Metazoa; Chordata; Aves; Suliformes; Phalacrocoracidae.
UCCAUGGCAGAUGCCGACGUCUGUAGGGAGGGCGGGAGAAGUUUUCCGUGUGGAUCAUCCUUGGCCACCCACUGGCACAUCCACACUGGUGAGAAGCCCUACAAGUGUCCUGAGUGUGGGAAGAGCUUCGGGCGCAGCUCCAACCUCAGCGCCCACCAACGUACCCCUACCCACGAGCCACCCUACGGGCGUCCCGACUGCGGGAAGAGCUUCAACCAGAGGUCCAACCUUCUCAUCCACCAGUGGGUCCACACCAGAGAGAGACCCUGUGGGUGCCCUGAGUGCAGGAAGAGCUUCAAUGAUAGCUCCAACCUCAUCACCCACCGGUGUGUCCACACUGGGGAGAAGCCCUACAGGUGCCCCCAGUGUGGGAGGGGUUUUGGAUGCCUCUCUCAUCUCCACCAGCACCAGAAGACCCACAUGGAGAAGCCCUUCACCUGCUUGAGGUGUGGGAAGAGCUUCAGUGAGAGCUCCUCCCUCCUCCGUCACCAGCAGGUCCAUACCUGAGCCUGUUUUGGGGUGGGAAGAGGAGCUCCGGCUUUCCCACCGAGGAUGGAGGAAGCAGGAGACGCCUCUCCUGGUGUGAUGGUGGUGGGUGUCAGGCAGCAGCACCCCACGGAUGACCCCAAAAUUGGGCAGGGAGAAGGAGCUCAGUGGGGUUUUGGGGCUGGCGCUCGACCCCAAGAAGCAUGGGGCAAGUCUGAUUUAUUCUUUAUGGUGUUUCCACCAAAAACCCUGGAGAUCCACCAGGAUGGGUGGGAGAAAUAAAGUCCAGAUGGGUCUUCUAGGCCUUUGGGGCCACGAUGUCUUCAAAGCCCUGGGCGAUGGCCACCAAGGUGAGGUGUCCCCAAGUCCUGGGUGGUGUCGAGCACCCAGGGUGGGUGAGAUCACCCAGUUUUGGACCUGUCAGAAAGACCUGGCCGCAGACCAGAGGGGUUCAAGAGGCCACCCCCACACCCAUGAAGGAACGGUGGGAUGUGUAUUAGAGCUCUGUGUGUUCUCCUGCGGCAGGGGAUGGUCCUUCCCUCGGCGAGGUCUCCACAGCCUUCAUGGGAGGGGGCAUCUCAGCUGCGCGGGGCGGCUCGUGUUGUAAGGGCUGUGGUGGUCUCCAGCCAUGAGAUCCGUUGGGACGCAGAAGGUCCCAAUGGGGGGGGAAUCUCAUCCAUCUCCUUCUCUGGAGGGUUUGGUGGAGCCAAAACCUUGAUGGAGCCAAAAGCUUGAUGGAGCCGAAACCUUGAU